GCGCGUCACGUGUGCGGAAGUGGUGUGGUGAAGGAGCCGGCCAUGGCGGACAUGGACGCGUUCAGACCCAGGCCAGAGGCGCCCAAUCCCCCCCCAGCGCCCCUCACCCCCACCGUCGGCGCCCCGGCGCCCGGCCGCUCCCUCAGGAGAACACCUGUUGGAGCAUCCAAAAGAUUAAAUGCAAGCUUUAAGUCACCACUACUUGCAAGCCAGCGGAACGCGGAACUCAGUGUUGUUGACCUUCAAAAUGAACUCGGAGAUCUGAGGAAGAAAUCUGAAGAUCUCGACAAACAGAUUGCUGAACUGACCUCGGAAGGGUACACUCUCGAAGAACUGAGCCAGCACAUUGACCAACUACACGAGUACAAUGACAUCAAGGAUGUGGGCCAGAUAUUGUUGGGAAAACUGGCCAUGGUGAGAGGCGUCACCAUCAAGGAUCUCUACGAUGAGGUUGGACUGGAUUUGGACGACUAGACUACAUCGAGGUGACCACUACUAGACCACGUGACGUGAAGCCGGAACGGAGGCACCUUGAUCUCUGCUUAUUGUGUUAUCAGGAGAAGGGAAAAGUCAAUCCUGGCCCUAAGCCGCCGAGAAUAUCGGGGAGGGCGGGUUUGGAACCUGGUGUGAUAGCCAAAACAUAGCAGAGUUUGAAUGAAGGCAGAUAGACACAAAAAGCUGCAGUAAAGGGCCUGCCCCACUCCGUGAUUUCAAAAUCCAGCGGCGACAAAAACAAAGUUGCAAUACUUGAGGAAACGCCGCACGCCGCAACUCUCUCGGUGACCUGAUGCCGGCAGUCGCCGAGAAAAUCGCCAAGUGCGACAGGCCCUUAACGGGUCAGGCAGCAUCCCUGGUGAAAAGGAAUGGGUGAUGUUUCGGGUCAAGACCCUAUCUUUAGACCCUGAAGAAGGGUCUCGACCCGAAGCGUCACCUAUUCCUUUUCCCCCAGAGAUGCUGCCUGACCCGCCGAGCUACUCCAGCUUCUUGUGUCUGUCUUCGGUCUGUCUGCAGUUCGGUCCUACACAGAGUUUGGAUAAAGUAGAUCCAGUGGCAUGCCAGUUAUUGUUGAUUCUUUGGAACUGUUGCAAUGGCUUCCGCUGUGUUUAAACCUAGCGUUCAUCUUCGACCCUCUCCCCUUGUUUAAGGAGACUGAUCCAUUAGUUUGCAGGGACUGAUCCCUUGUUACAGGGAGCGACCCCUGUGGAACCUGCGGCCCAGAUCCCCAAAGUUCAGCAGCUCUAUUGCCACUUUUGAGCAGGAGUUCGAGAGCACUGCAGAAUUACUUUGCGUAGAAAUGACUUGUAGUUUGAGACGCCAGUUAAAUUAAGUCACGUUUGUUGUCGUUGGUUUAGAAAUGGGUGGGCCGGGGGGCCUGUUUCCGCUCAGUAUCUCUAAACUAAACUAAACUACAAGGGCAAGGAUUAAACCUGUACUUAAACCUGUGCGUAACAUGGCAAGGAUAUCGAGUGGGGAAACUGUGACUCAAUUCACGAGCAGACAUUUGUAUUUGUCGUUCAUUGAAUGCCAAGGAGCAAUGUUGAUCAAUAAAAAGUUAAUCUUGAA
Messenger RNA from Amblyraja radiata (thorny skate), 1563 nucleotides. RefSeq names its product SWI5 homologous recombination repair protein (gene swi5). Gene Ontology annotation, biological process: double-strand break repair via homologous recombination. The transcript has 5 exons. NCBI's taxonomy places the organism in Eukaryota, Metazoa, Chordata, Chondrichthyes, Rajiformes, Rajidae. Gene Ontology annotation, cellular component: Swi5-Swi2 complex; Swi5-Sfr1 complex. The coding region runs from base 43 to 474 and encodes 143 amino acids. The record is from RefSeq and is a predicted model, not a curated record.